Messenger RNA from Lethenteron reissneri (Far Eastern brook lamprey), 4481 nucleotides. Its product is annotated as hypoxanthine-guanine phosphoribosyltransferase-like. Gene Ontology annotation, molecular function: magnesium ion binding; hypoxanthine phosphoribosyltransferase activity. NCBI's taxonomy places the organism in Eukaryota, Metazoa, Chordata, Hyperoartia, Petromyzontiformes, Petromyzontidae. Gene Ontology annotation, cellular component: cytosol. The record is from RefSeq and is a predicted model, not a curated record. Gene Ontology annotation, biological process: purine ribonucleoside salvage; guanine salvage; GMP salvage.
GAGGAGAGGGAGGAGAUAGCGUGGAGAGAGGGAGAGGGAGGCAGGGAGGAGAUCUGGAGUUGUAGGCGGCGCCUUCGCCUCUUAUUCCUUUCCCGCCAUGGACGCCCCUGCAGAGAGCAGCGCGGGAAACUGCGUCGUGAUUAGGGAUACUGACCCUGGCUACGACCUCUGCAAGUUUUGCAUCCCCACUCACUACAUGGAUGACCUGGACCGGGUGUUCAUCCCACACGGACUCAUCAUGGACAGGACGGAGCGGUUGGCGCGGGACAUCCUCAAGGACAUGGGCGGGCACCACAUUGUGGCGCUGUGCGUCCUCAAGGGCGGCUACAAGUUCUUCGCCGAUCUCCUCGACUUCAUCAAGGCGCUCAACCGCAACACGGAGCAGUCCAUCCCGCUCACCGUCGACUUCAUCCGACUCAAGAGCUACUGCAACGAUCAGUCGACGGGACAGAUCCGGGUGAUUGGCGGCGAUGACUUCGGCACAUUAACUGGAAAGAAUGUGCUCAUCGUUGAGGACAUCAUUGACACAGGCAGGACCAUGCAGACGUUGUUGAGCAUGCUGAAGGACUACAAGCCCAACAUGGUGAAGGUGGCCAGUUUGCUGGUAAAGCGGACGCCGCGCAGCGUGGGAUACCGCCCGGAUUAUAUCGGCUUCGAAAUCCCGGACGAGUUUGUUGUGGGAUACGCGCUGGACUACAACGAGUACUUCCGGGACCUCAAUCACAUCUGCGUGAUCAACAACCACGGCAAGGAGAAGUACAAGAACAACUGUGCCUGAGCACCGUGUGCCAGCCGCCACAGCAGCAGCAGCAGCACCCCGCACGCCCGCCCGCACGCCCGCCCGCACACCCGCACACCCGCCCGCCCGCACGCACGCCCACCCCUGCACUGCCGCGACCCGCGUUGGUUUUCGGAGUUGACUCCGCUUAAGGCGCCACUCUCCCGCCGCGCGUCCCGGGUUGCGCGCCGUUCCGCGUUCGGUUCCCGAUAAUUAGCUGCCGAGCGACGGCACGUGUGGCAGAACCGAGUUGGUUUUUUUUCUUGUUUUCCUGUGGAAGCGGCCAGAGGGCGAAACGUCGGACCUCGUGCCGAAAAUGAAAUUCGGCAUGACCGGAGGACACGGCGGUGGCGGAUAGCUGUGCCCGCCCCCCCCACCCCCCCCACCUCCCUCACCUCCCUCCCAACCUCGUUUAGAUGUCAAGCGGAGACGCUGGAUUUGGACGUUGGAGGGAGUUGUGUCACGCGGGCAGCCGGGCGGCUUUUACCGAGGCGCUGCUGCCCUUCACAUAAACCUCAUGGAUAUCAUUAUUAUUAUUAUUAAGUUAUAAUUUGUCAUAAAGUAAUUCGAAUGUAUGUGUACCCCUCAUUGUCAAACUACUACUGAUGAAGGAGUUCCCCACCCUGCUCCCCCCACCACCACUACAGUGUCACUGGCGGUGGGGGGAGAGGGAAGUAUGUUUGACCAUACUUCACCAAGCUGGUCACUGGGUUUCUUAAGUUUGUGCUGAUUAUUAUAAUAUUGUUAUCACUUUAUAAUCAUGGUUGAAUGGUUGGCGUGAAGCUCUCUCGCCAGGCACUUUCGUGGUUUCCCAAUUCAGGUUGACUCUCAGGUUCUCGCCAUCCACGCGUUGAAUCGCUUGUGGGGGGGUGCGGGUAAAAAAAAAAAACCCCCACAGAUAAUUAGCGGCAUUUCUUCGAGCAAAUUAUCCCGUUGGCUAAUUUCGACCGUAGCGACGCUGCGCUUUAUUGUCGGUUUGUUUGCUCGUGUAAUGCGUUGAAGUCUGCGUGUGUGUGUGUGUGCUAGAGCCAGUGCUCCUCAACGUGUACGCGUUGUAGGUAAUCGCGGUUUCUCGUCACCCCCUGUAACCACUAGAAGGCAACGGCAUUCGCCAGUAGCUUUUUUUUCUAUUCGAACGAAAAAAAAAUCGAUUUUAGAACCCAAAUGCGACGCGCUGAUAUUCAUCGAAAUCUUUCCCAUGGGGGGUGGGGGAGGGGCUGAAUGUAUACAGAGCCCGCCACGGAGCUAAACGAAUAAAACGAUGGCAGUUUGAUGGUAAGACAAAAAAAAUGCUGAGAAAAAUAACCAAUCAUUUUCUCAAUUUGUGACCCAUGAAUCCAGACAAUUCCAUGGGGGGGGGGGGGGGGAGUGGGUGGUGGUGGGGCCAAAUCAAUCAUCACGUGCCUGGUUAUUACUAUGGCAGUGGAGUGUCUCGGUAGCAAUGUUUGAGAGUUAACCCCCCCCCCCCCCCUGUCCAGUGUGUUCUGCACGAGCGGCCAAUCCGGGCCGAGCCCAGCCCGUCGCGAGCCCCCCCAUGUCUUCAUUCAUCCCCCCACCCACCACCACCGUCCGUCCUCAAUGCAUUUCAAUUAUAACAGUCGUCACGAUGCAACUCGCAAAGCCCUUUUAGUUUGCCUUCACUGGUGCAUGCGAAUCGUCGUGAGUCGUGGUCGAUCCACUGCCAGGUGAAGGCCGCCCCAAGUCUACGCACGCUCUAUAUCUCGCGGUCCAGCUGCGCAACAAAUCUUUCGUCUCGCUCUCACGAGCCGGCUCCGUUGCCAAUCUCCCAAUUCAUAGGCACUCGCGCGUGCGCACGAGUGUGUUACGUUUAUCGUUGAAUCUUUACGUUUCCUAUGAGGACCGGGCCGUCCACAGCCGUUGCACCAAGUUCACGGGAGCCAACGCAGCCGCUCACGGAUUCUGUGUGCACCGCUAGGGAAACAUAAACAAAUCUCAUGUAAUAGUGAACCCCGAAGCAUCGUGUGAUUUGAUGAAUCGUGCGUUUCCGCCUGCUGCAAGACAUCGGUGCUCCUGUGUUGAUAUGAUUUUUUAUCUUUUACAGCCAAAUAUUUUUUCACGCCGUGUGUAAAAUGGUAACGCUUUUACCGUUUUAUGGACGGCGAGGCUGUAAAGUAAUCGAGUGAAACCAUUUUAUUUUCUAAAGUAUAUAUACACAUUAUAUGUAAAUGUAAUAUAUACAUUGUGUGCGCUUGUUGUUGUGUGUGAACGGUAAUUGUGGAUGGCAGGGGGCAAAUCCAUUCAGUCCUCCGCUAGCCGCGUAGGAAUAAGCCAACCCUCGAGUGGCAGGCAGGGCCAACCCAGGGUUUCCUGGAGGCCUGGGGCUGUAUGCCCCGGGGGGGGGGGGCAGAAUGCCAAUUGGCGGGGGGGGGGGGAUGUAGCUCUUAUUAAUUCGCGACUAAAACGAAAAAGAUCUAUGGGGGAGGAGGGGCUCUUGUUUGAGGUCUUGGAGGAAAAAUUAUCCCCUUUUGCCUCACGGUGUGGGGGGUGGGGGAUGUGGACGGCGCAUCGAUCGGUACCGGUCUUUUUUUAUGCUCGCGAUUUUCACGCGGCGUGGAAUCGCGCGCGCAAGAAAACAACGGUCUGCCCUUGUCGUACGUUGUUGCGUAUAAUCGGGUUCACGUGAUCGCCACCGACCACCCCCUGGAGGCCGCUACAUUCGCCAAAACAAAUUUAAAAUAUUUAUAAUAUAUACACAAGAGUUGAUUCUCGAGUCGAAUCGUGACCCUGAAUUGCAACAAUUCAUGCGCGAGUUUUCGCGGGAGGGGGAGUACUGAAUCGAUGCACCCCUAGGGUAGUUAUCGUAUCAGCAAUUGCUGAUUGUGGCUUUGGUUCAGUUUCGUGAACGCAGCACAAUGUCGCAUAUCCGACUCGCACGGGGGGGGGGGGGGGGGGGGGGACCAGGGUAUAGGCCGCUAUGUGAACCGGUCGAUUACGGGAACAUCCACAGAAAUGUAUCGUUAAACACCGCGCACGAACCUCGCACUGUUGUGUGCACGUGCAUAGGCGGCGGUGGCGUCGCAGUGGUUAGUGCUGCGCUACGAACCUGGCGACCCGGGCUCGAUUCCCGCUCACGGCCAACGUCAGUCACGAAUAUCCGAACUGGUCCUGGGUCCUCACCUAGGUCGACUCGGUCUCAAAUGAGUACCUGGUGCGGCAAAGGCGGCCGAGCGUGUGGUGCUGGCCAUCCAUCCCCUCGUGUGCCGUGGUAACCUUCAUAGGUGCUCGCUAACCGGACUUUCCCCAACAGUCUGUUGAAGCUAUACGGUGGGUCUUUGUCCAGUUGAAAUGACUGGUCAGGGCGGAUAUGCAACAUUGUACUGUAUACCUCGUGCGUUUUGCUCUUGAAAAGAUACGCAAAGGGAACGCAAUGUGCUGCGUGGGCCACAGGCGAGAGAUUUUAAUUCGGUUGAUUAGCUUGGUUUUUGUUUGAAGUCCUCAGGAGGUUUUGUUUUUGGUCAGCAUGUGUUGUAUUUUCCCAGUAUUUUAUUUUAUCACGCACACUCUCGGACGACCGCUUUGUGUGCGCACGCGUGACAUAUGGCACCUUCAGCCAUUGCGAUUUCUCCAUUGGCGGAGCGUUAAAAGAAAAAAAGGUUACAUUUGAAUCUGCAUGCGUGUUUUUGGUGUGUAAGCCCCGAACUUUAAUGGUGAAUGAUAAAUAAUAUGAUGAUGAUAAUAAUAA